Messenger RNA from Contarinia nasturtii (swede midge), 1156 nucleotides. It is a transcript of the gene e(r), whose product is annotated as enhancer of rudimentary homolog. The coding region runs from base 265 to 600 and encodes 111 amino acids. NCBI's taxonomy places the organism in Eukaryota, Metazoa, Arthropoda, Insecta, Diptera, Cecidomyiidae. The record is from RefSeq and is a predicted model, not a curated record. The transcript has 2 exons.
UCAAACACUUUGCUAGUACACACAGUGAUUUUCAAACAACAAAAGUGCUUUCGUUCACAUUUCACGGCAUACCAAUAAAGGUUUUUUUCUACAAAUUCCGGCAAUUUAUCAAAAUUAACAUUGUCAUAAACAAAUAAACGGCGUUAUAAAAAGCGAUAACAAUUGACCGGCUUGAUACUUAUCACGUACAAUCGCAUAUUCAUUCGGAAUUGAAUCGAGUUGCAUUCAUUUUUUUUUUGCCACACACAUACGAAACAUCUAGAAAUGUCGCACACAAUUUUAUUGGUACAGCCUGGCGCUCGGCCUGAAACACGCACCUAUUCAGAUUAUGAAAGUGUCAAUGAAGCACUGGAAGGUGUUUGCAAAAUUUACGAAGAACAUUUGAAGCGACGAAACCCAAACACACCAACAAUCACCUAUGACAUCAGUCAGCUGUUCGAUUUUUUGGAUCAGUUAGCUGAUUUAAGUUGCUUGGUUUAUCAAAAGUCAACCAAUACCUACGCACCGUACAACAAAGAAUGGAUAAAAGAAAAAAUUUAUGUAUUGCUCCGGCAAGCGGCAGGCACCACAGACGAACCAUCCGGAUCGGCUGCCCAUUAAAAGUUCAAAAACCUUCCAAAAACACAUGUUUUUUUUUCGCUCUUAUUGUUUGAAAGAAAACAUCUUUUUUGAAGCUGCGUGAAUCAUUAGCAAUCAUUUUAUUUUAUUACCCAAUGUCAAUUUCAUUUGGCAUAUACAGAUGUAUCAGAUCUUUUUUUUAUCACAUUUUGUUUAUGAUUUCACCGAUGAACAAUAAGAAAAAUAACAACAAUUCAUACAAUAUCAUCUAAAGAGAAUAAAAAGAAAACCAGACCGAAAUGUUAUUUAGAACAUUGACGCGUCAGAAACAUUAAUUAUAAGAUUAAUGAUAUUAUAUACUUUGUGUAAUAUCGAAAGGAAAAGUACGAAAAAAUAUACAUUUCAUUACAGUAUCAUUUAACUCUCAUACGGUUUAUUAGCUCUUGUAUUCCCAUAGCGUAAGCCAAAUGUAGCCAUAGACUUUUCCUUUUCGAGUUUAUCUAAGAUUUAGCGGGUGAUUUUGAGUGUGCAAAAUUCACAACAAAACUAAAGUUUUUUUGCGACUGAAAAAUAUAAAAUUAAAUAAAUAAAUACAAAA